GUUCACACUUUCCUUGGUCAACACAGAAUUUGGCAAAAAAGGCUUCCUGUUGAGAAAAAGCCUUCCCGUUGUGAGCUGCAAAAGUGUGAAAUAGUCUUCCAGACCAAGUGACCUGUAAUAGAAGUCAACUUUCUUUUAAUUUUUCACAGAUUAUAAAAUAUGUUAUAUGCUAUGUUUGAUUGAGCUGAGGCAGUCCAAGGUUUAUCAUUUUUUGUUUCUUUUUUGUUUUAGUGGCCCCCAGUGAAAACAAUCCACUAACUGUGGGUUUUUGUGAUUUUCUGGGCUUUUUAUAUUUCGUCCUUUGAUGUAAAUGUUUGUUUGCACCACCUUCUUAAAAGAUUUUCAACACAAGUUAUGUAUGAAUGAGACUCUGAGGUACAUUCAAAUCAGAAAUCGCGAAUCAUAAAGCAAUUGAUAAUGUUUAAUAUGACUUGUUGAUACAGAUAAAUCUUGAAGUGUUUUAAUUGUAAUGUUGUUGUAAAUGCAUUGUCAUUUUUAAUAUUAUUUUUUUUUUAAUUUUGGGAGGCAUAAAAUUGAACUAAAAAUACAAAUUGUAAUUAACUUUUAGGUUCAAAGUCAUGUUAACAUUGAGAUGCAGGACAUUACUGGUGUCUAGUUUUAAAACUAGUCAUGUGAUGAAUGCUAAAUUAAGCACGGCAGAACACAAAAAUGCGAAAUUUCCGCCAACAUUUAUUACAAAAAGAUAUCAACCCAAUGUUGCGGUCAUUAAUCUAGAGGGAACUAUUCAACCAAGUUUUGGUAAACAGAAAUUUGGUAGAGAUGGGAAGUUAAACAUUGAGUCUUUAGAGGGUUGUAUCGAGAAGGCAUUUAAUAUAAACAAGUUAAAAGCUGUUUGCUUAAUCAUAAACAGUCCAGGUGGUUCACCUUCGCAAUCAGAAUUAAUUUCAAAUAAAAUUAAUAAUCUAGGGAAAGAAAAAAACGUUAAUGUUAUUUCUUUUGUUCAUGACUUGGCAUUGUCUGGUGGCUAUUGGAUGGCAUGUGCAGGAAGCGAAAUUUACAUUACGAAAAACUCUGCUGUUGGUAGCCUUGGGGCAGUAUUUCAGGGAUUUGGUUUUCAUGAAUUUAUUAAACGUUAUGGCAUAGAGCGAAGAAUUUAUGUAUCUGGAGAAAACAAAUCAAUCCUUGAUCCUUUUUCUCCUGAAAAAGAAAACGACAUUGCGAUGAUGAAAGGAAUUUUAAAGCAUAUUCACAAAAAUUUUGCAGAUUACGUGAAAGAAAGUCGACAUAACAAGCUGAAUGGACCAGAAGAAACACUAUUUAAUGGUGAUAUAUUUAUUGGUCAGAAAGCAGUGGAGUUGGGGCUAGCUGAUGGGAUAAAUACUGUUGAUAAAUAUAUUCACGAAAAAUUUGGAACUAAAGUUAAUGUUGUGAGGGUAAAUCCUCUUCAAAAGGGAAAAUUUUCAUCAUUAUUUGGAGUUGAUUACUCUCCUUUUGAUAUUUUUUCUGUUGAUCAUAAAUUAAAGUUUAUGUAAAUUAAGGAAUUUACCUCUUUGUAAAGUAAUUGUGAGGAAAACUUUUUUAAUUAUGACAGGGAAUUCCAUGAUAACAAAAAAUCACUCACAUAUAUACAUUUUCAAUAUGCAUUUAAAGUUUGUUACAAUCUUCUUCAAAAAAACACUGUGAUUAUGCUUUUUGAAGAGAAAAAAAAUUUCUUAAAAAUUAAGAUAAACUCUGUAAAAGUUUGAUCUAUGUUUAGGAUAAGUUUAUAAUUAUCAGACCAUAUUUUGAUGAUUUUUGGACAUUGGUAUCAGUUUUUAUAAAAUUAGGGGUCAUCUACAAAAUUCGUAGUUCAUUUAUUAUAUUAUAAACAUUAUUUUAACAUUCAAAAGCCUUCAUAUGCAAUUAAUGAAAAAAAUCCUCCCCUAUGCCAAGGUUUCGAAAACAAAUUAAAUAUUAAUGCUGUUUGAAGCUUGUGAAAGAUCAAAUGUUUAUUGUGCGGAAAUAUAUCAUUGUGAACAAAACUUUGGUGAAAGGCUGUUUGUUUUUGUGAAGUAUUGGGAAUAAGACACAAGAAAAAAAUGCUAUAUACCAACAAUUUUUUUUUCUUUAAGAUUGUCGAACUUGACGACAUUUUGAAUUUGCAACUUCUGUAAUUUUUUUGAUAUCUUCAAAGUCAUCACAAUGACUUUUUCUGGCGGUUGAAAUUAUGGUUAUUCUUCCAGGUGAUAAGGGGCCUUUUUCUUGGAGGGAGUCCUUGUACUUUCGAUUUCCUCCACAUAUUCUUCCAUUUAAAAGCUCUUCCUUGCUGUACAGACUAACCAUUUCAUUAUUGAUAAAUGUUGCACAUUUGUUUUUUCCUUUCCGUUGACUUUUGGCGUGAAUUUGGUUAAUUGGAGGAGGAGGAACACAGGUUUCAUUAAAUUGGGGUAUCUGACAGUCCAUAUCUUCAUUCAUGUUUAUGGUCGACGUAAGUAGUUUAACGAAACUCAAACCACCAUUUCCAUUAGCUGGUUGCAUAUUUUUUUCUUCUCCAUGUGAGUCCCUGUAAUUUAAUGACUGUUAUCUUGAUUACCAAGGUCUUGACUUUGAUUAGCACACCUCUCUUAACAGACCCAAUUUUGUUACUUAUUUGUGACAAGUCUUCUUUGAUGGUUUUUAUGCUUAUGCUUAUGAGAUAAACUGCAUUCAACCUCUGACGUAAUAAUCUUAACAGGGCACAAUGUUGUAGCAAUUCUUCUGUUUAAUGCAAAUGAAACACGUACAUGCAUACUUUUUUUUUCAAUCAAUACAUCUUUGUAAUCUUUUUAAAUUGUUCAUGAUAUUUUGUUUUUGGUAUAGACACCAUAUUACAACCAUUCUGACCAUUCGUAGAGCAUAUACUAUUUUGUACCCAAGUAUCACAGACAAGCUGUGAAUCUUGACAUUCUGGCCUUUCCUGUCUCUAAACUCAUUAUCGUUCCAAUUGCUCAGAUAUUUGAUAAAUUUAGGUGGCCUGAUAUUUAGUUGGUUCCCAAGCCAUUAACAGAAAUUUUUAUCUUCAAGCUGUUACCUAAAUAGUUAAAUUAAUAGUCUCUGAAACUCUCUAAAUAUCUUUUUGCUAAAUUUAACCUUUUUAAAUGUUCCCUUAAACUUUUCAUAACUUUUUCUUCAAAUAUAGUAUUUGAAUCUGUGUAAGCUAGAAUUUCACUAAAAGAUCUGUAAUUUUUCUUUGCUAUACGUUGUCAAGAGCAUUUUUUUUACCGGAGAGGAAAGCACUUGAAUGAUUUAUUCUAAAUUUUUGGAUUUUCUUUUCGAUUCUUUGUACAUUUUCCAAUUAUAUAGUUUCCAAUUAUAUAGUUACAAAAUAGUACAUUAAUCUAAUUGAAACAAUAAGUAUCAUUAUGACAUUUUAAUAAUUUUCGUUUAGUAAAAAUUUAUUAGUUUAUUGUAAUUUUUUCAGUAAAAAUACCAUUAAAGAGUGUUUUAAAAAGGUCAAGGAGAUGGAAAACACAAGGGUAAUUAAAAAAGUGUUAAAUUUAACACUUUUGCUCAUCCACCAAGAAUGAAAUAGUUUCAUUACCAAAGGAUGCCCUUGGAGAAGCUCAUAAUAUGUAAUGAAAUUCUGUACCGACUCCCACUGAAAGAUUUCUGUUUACGAAGCUCUAAUUCACCAAGGCACAUGUCACCCCCCACAACAUUGUAUUAGCUUCGAUUGACAUCAGCCAGUGUUGAACAGCCUUGGAAAAUUGUUCAUCAUCCAUAACCUCAAUUUCGCUUUCUGAUUUUUUUUCUUCGUCAGAUCAGUUAAAUUCAAUUUCUUUCAAUUUCAUUCAAUUUCUAAUUUUUGUUUUGAUUGGCAGAAGAGUUGUUUUCCUUUUCACAAUUAGCUUGGAUCUCUUGUUCUCACAACACAUUAUUUUGAUCAUACGAAGAUCCCUUAUUCAAUAAUUUUAGCACAUUUUGUUUCUUUUGCCAAACGUGAAAUAAACGCCCAACCUGAUAAUCCUUGUAACUUCAACCUGAGUUCAACACAACAGCAGCACAACGUUUUAAUUAAUCUACCAAUGUACCAAGUGGUAACCUAAAAUAGUAACUAAAACCUCAUCCAACACUUUCUUUGAUUUAAAUUUUUGUUGUGUAUUUUCCUGUUUUUUCAGUAAUUUGACAAUUUUGAAGGCAUUUUCAGAAUAACAAAAACAAACUUUAAUUUAAUAAAAAAUGACCAGAUGUUUAUAAGUUUCAACAUCUUUUCCGGUGCUUUUCAUCAUGCUUCUUUCUCAAACCUUAAAUAUUGCAUAAAACAGGUCAUUCAUUCUCAAUACUGAAUGUCAGAUUUAUUUUAGUAACUGUGAGUCAUAACUUAUUUUGUACACAAAAGUAUUUGAUUGCCAGAACAAAGAAAUUGAAGUGGAAGGCUUUUGUAACAGCGAAAAAAAAAUAAGUGAAAAAAAUUAAAUAUUUACCAUACCGCUACCUUCAGUACAGUUUCUUGAUUGAAGUUGUGCUAAAUAACUUUGAUUGAUUAACACAGUUUCUGUAGUUUCUAAAUUAAGCAUGUGGACACCAUUUUUUUGACUUGUUUAACGAAUUCUGAUUUAAAAAGAAUAUUUUUACUUUGAACAAACAGAAAAUGUUGUUUUAUGAAAGAAGUUACGAGUGUGCAUGUUCAGAAUUUUUUUUUGUAUUGAAUUUUUAAACAGACUGUAGCCAUUUAGUCAUUUUAUUAAGGUUACUUGAUUGGUGCUUGGACUAGGAGGUAACUUAACUACGUCCUAAAAAAACAAAUUUCUGACUUUACGCAAGCAACAAGCUUUAGUGCGCGUGUGAGUACACAUGUCUCAUGGAAUUUUCUGGAUUUUUUUGCUUGUUUUUAGAGUCACAUUAUUUACAUUCUUUAAUGUAAACUAUUUUUUUGUGUAAAGAUAAGAUAUUUGUAACAUUUUAUUCUUUAGUAGCUAACAGGCAGAUAUCCAAAAUACA
Hydractinia symbiolongicarpus is the source of this 4920-nucleotide messenger RNA. Its product is annotated as Na(+)/H(+) antiporter NhaA-like. The transcript has a single exon. Lineage: Eukaryota; Metazoa; Cnidaria; Hydrozoa; Anthoathecata; Hydractiniidae. The record is from RefSeq and is a predicted model, not a curated record. Gene Ontology annotation, biological process: proteolysis. Gene Ontology annotation, molecular function: peptidase activity. Bases 579 to 1493 code for a protein of 304 amino acids.